This is a messenger RNA of Cheilinus undulatus (humphead wrasse), 4324 nucleotides long. It is a transcript of the gene bicd2b, whose product is annotated as bicaudal D homolog 2 (Drosophila). The coding region runs from base 512 to 2968 and encodes 818 amino acids. Gene Ontology annotation, cellular component: cytosol; Golgi apparatus. The transcript is spliced from 8 exons. NCBI's taxonomy places the organism in Eukaryota, Metazoa, Chordata, Actinopteri, Labriformes, Labridae. The record is from RefSeq and is a predicted model, not a curated record. Gene Ontology annotation, molecular function: dynactin binding; cytoskeletal adaptor activity; dynein complex binding. Gene Ontology annotation, biological process: microtubule anchoring at microtubule organizing center; regulation of microtubule cytoskeleton organization; protein localization to organelle.
CGAUUAAAGCGUAAAGUAUGGUUCCUGCUCUUCAGCUGUGGUUUCCUUAGGAAGCCUCUAGAUGGCGGCACUGAAUUGAACUACUCAAUACGUCACCGGCUCCCUUCCAGGCUCCGAAAUGCAAUCUGGUAUUUGAAGGCAGUAUGUUAGCUUAAGGGCGAAGUCAUGAGGAUACUGGAAGCAUAUUUAAAACUACAGUUCCCGUCAUACUUACGUAUAUUUGAAUGUCGUCGGGGUAGCUUUUUCUUAUCGAUGAUCUCAACUCAAGUUUCCUCUGUCAACCCGAAGAAGAGGCUGUGAAGAAAACUCCUCAAGAAUGACAAAAGUAUUGUCUUGUUCGAGCCUCGUCGACGUCUAUGGCGGGAAAAGCCAACGGGUACGAAGCGCUAUUUAAGUCCCAACAAUGCGGUUCAAACAAAGAAGGCAGUGAUUUGCGGUCUCGGUGGUUUUCUGUGCUGCUCCUGCUAGCCAGGGCUAGGUCUCGUUAAGUUCCAGUUGGGAGCUCCCCAAGAUGUCCAUGGAGGAGCAGAAGUAUCCCGAGGCGGAGCUGGUGACUGAGGCCGGGCCGCAGUGGCUCCAAGCCGAGGUCGAGCGUCUCACCCGGGAGCUUCGUGAAACGACCCAUGAGAAGAUCCAGGCGGCUGAGUACGGGCUCGCGGUGCUGGAGGAGAAGCAGCAGCUAAAGCAGCGAUUUGAUGAGUUGGAGACGGAGUACGAGACUGUCAGACAUGAGCUGGACCAGCUGAAGGAGGCCUUUGGACAAGCUUAUUCAACCCACAAGAAGGUGGCAGCAGAUGGGGAAAGCAGGGAAGAGUCACUCAUCCUGGAGUCUGCCAGUAAGGAGGCACAGUACCAGCAGAAAGUCCUUGAGCUGCAGAAUGAGUUGCGACAGGCCAAAGUUUCGCUCACCAGCAUACAUUCUGAAAAUGAACGUCUGUCAUCUAUCACCCUGGAGAUGAGAGAGAGUUCAGAGCUGGCAGAGCUGCAGCGCAGUCAGCUACGUGAUGACAUCCGAGAGUACAAGGUGCGGGAGGCUCGUCUGCUGCAGGACUACAGCGAGCUGGAGGAUGAGAACAUCUCUCUGCAGAAACAAGUUUCUGUGCUGAGACAGAGUCAGGUGGAAUUUGAAGGUCUCAAGCAUGAGAUCCGCCGUCUGGAAGAGGACUCCCAGUGCUUAAACAGCCAGCUGGAUGAAGCUAUGCGCCUAAGAGAAAUCGCUGAGCGACAGCUGGCAGAGGCCUUGGAAACGAUAAAAACAGAGCGCGAGCAGAAGGCCUCCCUGCGCAAGGAGCUGUCCCACUACAUGACCAUCGGGGGCUCUGUGUACAGUGGCUCUUUCAACAUCUCCAUCGACAACCUCAAACUCCAUGAUGACCCCUCUGCCAUUAGCGAGCUCGACAACGACGACCUCAUCAAAGGCUUUGAGAACGGCUUGUCCAAGGCAGGUGGUGUUGAUGAUAACAGAGCUGCUGGGAACAAGAGAGGAGAAGCUUUCAAGCCUGCCCCUAGUCUGGUGGACGACCUGCUGAGUGAGCUCAACAUCUCUGAGAUCCAGAAACUCAAACAGCAGCUGGUGCAGGCAGAGCGGGAGAAAGUAGCCUUAAUAAACUCUCUCCAGGAGAGCCAGAAGCACCUGGAACAGGCCUAUGGGACUGUAUCGGAGCAAAAGGAAACCGUCAACAGGCUGACUGAGAAUCUCAGUGCGAUGAGGAAACUGCAGGCCAGUAAGGAGCGCCAGUCUGCCCUGGACAGUGAAAAAGACAGGGACAGCCAUGAUGACGGAGACUACUAUGAGCUAGACAUAAAUGGACCUGAGAUCUUACAGUGUAAAUACACUGUGGCGGUAUCUGAAGCAGGAGAGCUCAGGCAGGAGCUGAAGACUCUGAAGGCAAAGUAUGAGGAGUGUCGGACCCAGUAUGAAGACGAACGAGCGCGGCUAGAAAGUGACGUACAGGAGCUGAGGGCAAGUUUGGCAUCCCUGGAAAAAAUCAGCCAGGCUGAUAAAACCGAGGUGGCUCGGCUGGAGAAGGAGCUCCGUUUGGUCAGUGAGGCUGCAGGAGAAUCCCUCGGCAGCCUCAAUGUGGCUCAGGACGAGCUCAUAGCUUUCAGUGAAGAGCUGGCAAACCUCUACAACCAUGUGUGCAUGUGCAACAAUGAGACGCCAAACCGUGUCAUGCUCGAUUACUACAAGGAAGGCAAGGCCAUAGUGAGGAGAGGACAGGAAGGGAAGGAGCAGCAGUCUUCUGUACUUCUCUCUAAUGGGCUGAUCACUGACACUGAGUCUGGAAAGUCAGACUCCAGCAGAACCACAGUUACUCCAGCUCCACCCCCAGAGCACCGGCCCGAGCCCAUGAACAUAUACAACCUCGUAGCCAUCAUCAGAGACCAGAUCUGCCACCUGCAGCAGGCAGUAGACCGCACCACCGAGCUGUCACGUCAGAGACUGGCCAACCUGGAGCUGAGCGCAGUGGCAGACAAAGACAAAGAGGCCUGCAUGGAGGAGAUCCUCAAACUCAAGUCCCUGCUGAGCACCAAAAGGGAGCAGAUCGCCACUCUCAGAGCCGUACUCAAAGCCAACAAACAGACGGCUGAGGUCGCUCUGGCCAACCUGAAGAGUAAGUAUGACAGUGAGAAGGCCAUGGUGACCGAGACGAUAAUGAAGCUCCGCAAUGAACUAAAGGCUCUGAAGGAGGAUGCUGCUACGUUCUCCUCUCUUCGAGCAAUGUUCGCUACAAGGUGUGAUGAGUAUGUGACUCAGCUGGACGACAUGCAGAGGCAGCUGUCUGCAGCCGAAGAUGAGAAGAAGACCCUGAAUUCUUUGUUGCGUAUGGCUAUCCAGCAGAAACUAGCCUUAACUCAGCGCCUGGAGGAUUUAGAGUUUGACCAUGAGCAGGCACGCCGCAACAGUGCCACAGUGGCAGGAGGAAAGGGCAAAACAAAGGGCAAGGGCGCCUCCUCCAACCACUAAAUCAAUCUUGCCAAGUGUCCUACAGUGGGUCCGUCAGAGUGUCUGUGACAGUUGCCAGUCACCUUUGUCCCUGGUUCCCUCUCUCUAAUCGUGAUCCUAAUCAUGUUAUUGCUAACAAGAACAUAUCCAGCAGUAUUUUUCCAGGGGCCUUGUUUAAGUGUGCCAAAACCAGUAUGUCAAUUUCUGUCAAAACAUUUUGACUUCAGAGAGAAUGACUCAUCGCUUCGGCUGCCCACUGGAGUGCUUCGGUCUUCCAACAAAAUGCACCACUAUUAUAACUGAACCAGAGGAAAAAUCAAGAUUGGUGUUGUGCUGAUUGCUUAUCGCCUGUUACCCUGACUGAGCACUUUCUGUUUUACCGAUUUGCUCUUAGUUGAUUCCUCUUUCUUUCUAAAAUCAUACUAAUUGUGUCAAGUGUUAUGCGAUGUUUUUUACUGUAUAAGUAUGUCAGGCUGCCAGAUUCCCAAUGACACUGUUCAACAUAUUUUCAUCUCUAUUUAUUUUAUUAUAAGACAACCAGAGAUUAUGUUGUUAUUGUUGUCAAGCCAGAACUUUCAACUUUGUGGUUAAGAUCAAACAAGAAAAAGCUUUUCUGCCUUAGUUUUCUUUCCCUUGGCCUUUUAUUUUUAUUUUUUUUAUUAUUUUGGUGCCUUUUCUGAAAGCCCAGAGACAAGUCAUCAGGUUUAUUAAGAAAUUUUUUAUCCAUGCCUUUGACAAACAAUAUGCUUUCUAUUAUUUGACUGUUAUUAUCAGAGUAAUAUAACUCUUCAAAUUAAUUCUUUAAACUUGAUUUUGUAUAAUUGGACUUCUUCCUUUGUACACAUGGCAGAGCUGUUACAAAUCCAGUUGUUACAAAGUGUGGUUGUUAUAAAUAAGGAAGAGUAUGCAAAACUUAUUUAAAGAUGUCUAAGUUAAGGUCAGAUGUUAAUAGUAUUCAUAAACUUUUAUUUGUGAAGAAGAGUUUUUUUAUGCAAUUUUAAUACUUGUGUGUCCUAUCUUUUCUGCCAACAGUAAUCCUGCAGUGCCAUUUGUUUCCAGUUUAUUAAGCAAGUGCAAUUUAUAUAAAAAAAAGAAAAAGGCAAGGAAAAAAUAUGAAUUUUAUUAUUUGUUGAAAAGUAUUUACAUAUGUUGCUCACAAACUUGGUCCUAAUGAAUUUGAUGUUUUUCAUUGUAACUCCAGCUGUAUUUAUUUGACACUGUUCAGCCUUCAGGAUGUCAUUGUCCUUUUUGUUUCAUAAGGGAGUAUUGAGAGAAGGUAGCAGGUCAGAGUAUUGAAACAACUCAACUUGUGGUAAAAUUCAUGACUGACGCUGUUUCCUAACAGUUAUGGCUGGUGAGGAAAUAAACCUAACUUUC